AUGUUGACCAGCUCUUCCAUUCACAUGAGGUUAGGCUUCACCUCCAGCCGAAACAAAACUCGCUCACUGUUUCUUGUGCUGCGGAAACCGGCAGUGGUCAUCAAGACAACCAGGGUCCCAAUGCUCUCGCGGCCUGCUUCGUGUCCAUCCUUUGAGGUACCCAAACUCGAGCCGUCCUUCUCCACAAGGCAGCUGCAACACCUGCGCAAGGUGGACGGAGGCCUCUUCUCGGAUGCGCCCAAGUGGCCCAUGGAGACCAGCACGGCGCCUGCGUUGCCGUCAAGGCAUCGUUGUCUCAGCCGCUCCAUUUGGUCCAACACCGUGGGCUGCUACGAGAUGUUCCCCGAGUUCUCCGAGUCGAAGUCAAGCUUUGUAGACCACAAGCUGAAAAAGUUUGGCCCUGUGAAGUGUUUCGUGAGCUAUCCUGACAAGUUCAAGCUCCAUCGCGAAGAGACCUUCAAGCCACUGGGCACCGACUCACCACCACUGGGGCACAAGAGGACUGACUUUCUGCAGGGCGUCCAUGCGCCUCCCAACGCCGUUGCGUUGAUCCUGGAGGUGGACAAGGCCGGCGAAGAGCAGGGUGAGUUGGUCUUGACCGCGCUGGUGCGCAGUGGGCGCUUGGUGGUUGGCCAGUUUUUCGUAGUGGGCACAGCAUUUGGCCGCAUCACGAACCUGUCCUUGGCUGCAGGCAUCGAACGAAACAGGAAGUGGUCCCAGUGCGAUUCGGCCUCGGUGGGCGUGGCCGUGCAACUGACAGGGCUGCGCACACGACGAUUGGGCGGUGAUUGUGCGGUUGACGACCUCCUCUUAGUGUAUCCGCGGGAGCGUGCAUGGCGGCUCUGUGAGCAUCGUCAGCGCAUUGAGCAACUGAUGGCGUGUCAGGUGGCAGGACCACCACUGAAGGCGGGUGGCCCUAUGCCAGCAUUGAACCACCAGAAGUGCGACUUUUUUUGUGGAAUUCAUUUGAUUUUUGUAUACCUGGGAUAG
Cladocopium goreaui is the source of this 990-nucleotide messenger RNA. The record is from the annotation of a GenBank genome assembly. Lineage: Eukaryota; Dinophyceae; Suessiales; Symbiodiniaceae.